AUGUUGGAUGAAAAGAAGCAUUCAGUUUUCAAUAUUCUAGAUUCGAGAGAUACCGAAGAUUUGAUUGAAGAAUCCAAAGCGCUCAAGUCUCGGAUUUCAUUCCUGAAUGCUGAAAAUGAGUCGCUCAAGUCCAAAUGUCGUCAAUUGAAUGAUCAAUUGAGUAAAAAAGAUAAGGAAUUAGCCAGUCUGACAGACCCUGCAGAAAAUGCCAAACUGUUACAAAGCCUGGGUGACAAUCGAUUGCAGACAAUCCGAAUAUUUCGACAACUUCACCAGAAGCUCUUCAAACUGGAAGAUCAGUUGAAGGAAAAAGAUGCUCAGUACAAUCGAAUUGUGACCGAUCUGAAGUACACUCGAGUUGAGGAACUUCGUGUACAACUGGACACGGCAUUCGGCGAGAUUGAACGAUUGCAGAAAUUGGCCCAAAGUCAAUCGAUCGAACUGGACCACUGGCGAGGGGUUCAAAAAGUUCGAGCGAACAAGAAAAAGAACGAUCCGGAAUUCGUCGAACUGGUUCGACGGGUGAAAACGCUGGGUCAGGUGAUCAAGGGUAUGGACGAACAGAAGAAAGAAUUGAUUGCUCGAAAUGAUUAUCUGGUCAAUCGGAUGCACCAGAUUUUGGCCAACGAUCAAUCAUCGAUGAAAGAGAUUGAGAAAGGUCUUGCCGAGCUGAAUGUGCACGAAGACCGCGAUGAGGAAGUGGAUCAACACAAUGAACCAGGAUCCGUACUGAUGGCCAAAAUGGUCGAAAGCAAAUUGUCUGAAGGCAUUCGUUAUCAGCAACCCAUAGCCCGACCAAUCCCCGUGAGAAAUGAGUUUGCUGACGAAUUGGCCUCUGCACGCAGUCAAGCGAACUCUUUGGAGUUAAACAACCAGCAGCUACGAGACGAUGUUGCUUUCUACAAGAAACAGGCGGAAUUGACCAAAAGCCCCAAAAAGAGAAAUGAACCCAAUCCAGAACCAAUCCUAUCGAAAGAUGAACACUCGGCGAUUCUGAUUCAGCGUGCAUGGCGUGCACAUCGAGGUCGUGGNGGUUUGGAAUUACGCAAGAGACAGAAAGUGCAGAACAUGCAGAUGCGUGCUGAGGCACGUGAUAAAGAGGCUGCGACACAACUAAUCAAAUCCGCUAUACAAGGUCACCUCAGUCGAGAGAGCUCACUGCGUGUGGACAGGACCAAAGGGGAUGCGAGCGAGAUGGACGAAGUGGACACGGUCACAUUCGCUACGGACGACGGGGAAGAUGUGACGAGUGACCGUGUCGGAGAAACAGUAAUGUUUGUAGAAGAGAAAAAACAACGAAUGACCGAUUUGAAAAGUGCAAUCCGAGGUCAUUUGGAGCGGGAGAAAUCGUUAAAUUCACUUCACAUAUCAGAUAACGCAUGA
Molecule: messenger RNA, 1383 nt
Organism: Echinostoma caproni
Lineage: Eukaryota; Metazoa; Platyhelminthes; Trematoda; Plagiorchiida; Echinostomatidae
Source: the annotation of a GenBank genome assembly